Molecule: messenger RNA, 840 nt
Organism: Eimeria necatrix
Lineage: Eukaryota; Apicomplexa; Conoidasida; Eucoccidiorida; Eimeriidae
Exons: 1
Coding region: 1-840 (279 amino acids)
Source: RefSeq, a predicted model, not a curated record
AUGCAGUUUGCAUAUUUGGCUCAUCUCUUUCUGCUCUUGUUUUUUGCGGGUGCCUCUAGCCAGCCUGCGGUAACUGCUGCGGCGAUCCCCUCGCAUCCGUCACAGACCGCAACUCUCCUCCUUGAUGUUCCUGAGACCAAUGGAGAAGGACACUUCACUAGUGAUCAAAAGGUUAAUUCUCCGAAAUCCGAAGGUGUCGAUGCGAAAGAAGGGAGAGGGAUCACUGUGCGCGCCCAAGGACACACUAGUGGCCCAUAUGAAGGAGAUGCCGUUUUAACAAACCAAGUUGGUGUUGAGGGCCAUGGUGUGCACGGUUUGGAUAGAGUCUCGGGUGAAGUGAUGAGUCAUGACGCUUCUAUGCCUAUUUAUGCUUCAAGUCCCGACAAAGUGAGGGGACUGCGAACGGCAGUGACGGCUCUGCUUUUUAUUGGAGGCUAUUUACUAGCCCAUAUCCUCGCCACUCCUGGAAAAUCAUUUUCCAAUGUGCUAGAAGUGAAAUCGUUGUUGACUUAUGAGAAUCGAUAUCUGGCCAGUGCUGCAGCCUCUGCUGGGAUGCUUCUUUCCGGGCUCGGAGAGAUUUUACAACAUAUGCUCUUUGGCAGGCCUCUACACGGACACCGCUCACGCCCACAGACGCACAGGCUAAAGAGGAGAAGAGGGCUGCCUCAAAUGUUCGUGGCAACUAUUUUAUACGUUAUGUGUAUUGGGGCUGCUGUUGAGCUGGGCCCACUUGCCCCAGUCUCACUAGUGUACCUGCAGACUCUCAGCUUAGUUGCUGCGGGCCUGUUUUAUUGGGGUGCGGCCCUUUACUUCGACCCCUUCGGCCUGAGCAGCAGUUAG